Poecilia reticulata (guppy) is the source of this 1024-nucleotide messenger RNA. RefSeq names its product high mobility group nucleosome binding domain 1a (gene hmgn1a). Lineage: Eukaryota; Metazoa; Chordata; Actinopteri; Cyprinodontiformes; Poeciliidae. The record is from RefSeq and is a predicted model, not a curated record. Gene Ontology annotation, molecular function: nucleosomal DNA binding. Gene Ontology annotation, cellular component: nucleus; chromatin.
AUAAGGAGCAAGGGAUCCAAUCCAGUUAAAGCUUGUUCUGGUACUGGUUGAACCUUAAAUAUAACGUUUGCACACUUCCCUGGGAAGUAUAGGGUUGAGGUGUACGUCUAACCUGCAGGCUUUCCUAGUUUUAUCGGAACAAAAAGGUUGAAAUUUUCCUUACAGUAGCUGUCUCGUCAAAACAAAACGAGAAUGGGACGGAAAAAGGGAACUUCCAAUGCAGAUGCAGCUGCAGAGCCAAGACGGAAGUCUCAACGGCUGUCGGAGAAAGAGACCCAGGAAAAGCCACAACCAGAGAAGACAAAGGCUCCACCUAAAACCAAGAAGGUAAAGGAGGCAGCAAAGGCCAAGGCUGAAGAGAAGAAAGAAGAAGCCCAGGCAGAGAAAGAAGUUCCUGCAGAAAAUGGCGAGGCCAAAGCUGAGGAGGCUGCUGCAGCAGAUGAUCAGGAAGACGAAAAGGAAGACAAGGCUGAAGAGGAUGAGAAAGCAGAGUAGCAGAGAUGGUUUCAUGUACUUCUUUUUGUUGUAAAAUGCAGAGAAUAUUUUUAUCAGCUAUUUUCUUAAGACGGCAUUGUUUUUAAGGAUGUGAUUGCAUUUUUAAAAUACUUAAAUGUCUUGUUAAAUUUCCAAAGCUUUUGUGAAGGGACCCUUUCUGUCAUUGUGUUGAUUGUAUUUUGUGGCAUCAUACAUGUUUCAGGAGAGAGAGAUGGUUUGUUCAGAGGGACCAUAUCACCGGUACUAUUAUGGAUUCUCAAAAUGCUGUGAGUGGAAUAAUGCUGUGGAAGCUAAAGCAUUAUUUUGUGUUUGUGAACUUUGGUGCUCAGCUUUCACUCCCCCCGCCCCAUUUGAAACAAAUGUUUUCAAUUUUCUGGUACAGUAGUGAACAACGGUGAGACGCAUCGUUGCAGAGUUAGUUGUUUAUCCUUUUAGGAUCUUGGGUUUUGGGAUUUUAUCUUUUCCAAAUUCCUUUAUGCUAUAGGUGGUAUAAAAUGCCAAUUAAAAUGGUUUCUGUAAUGUUUGUAAA